AUGAACAUCGAGGAGCAGAUUGCGGCAGCCAUCGAAGCUGAUGGCGUUGCAUCCGAUGGCGUGAAAGAGGUAUUGCGUUCUCAUUCACUCCUUUCCAUCUGUGAAAGCAUGCGAGAGCACUUGUGCACCCCAGAGAAGGUGCAGCCGGCAAUGCGGUUGCUCGCAUCUGUGGCUGCAGGUCGGGCUGACUUCAGCAAGGCCGAGGUUCGGCUUCUCUUUGCAUUUUUUGCGGAGAAACUGGCACAGCACGAGUUCCAGACAACGACCCUGAGUUUGCUUGCGCUGCUCAUUUCUGACAUGAUGGAUCAAUAUGCGUGCGAUGAGGAGCUAUUCAACAUUGUCGGCGCCCCCUUUACACAGCACGUGCGCGUUCAGCAGCUACCACUAAACACCCGCAAGCAGUGCUUUUGCAUCAUGUCCUUUCUCUUCACAGAGAAUACUGUGGGUCUCUGCGAUGGCAACACCCUAGCGGCGCUGCUUGAGCUCAUCGAUGGCGAGAGUGACCCUGAGCUCGUGUUGCUGACCUUUGACUUGCACAUGGUGGCGGCAACGCGCUCCGCAAGAGAGGCCUUCGCCACUGUUGUUGACGACUACUUUGAGAGCGUUUCCAGCUAUUUCCCUGUAGUGUUCGUGCAGCCGCCAGGCUGCAAGGUAACCAAGACAGAUUUGCGUAUGCGCCUGAAGCGGUGCCUCUGCCUCGCUGUCUACAAGGAACUCUGCAUCCCGUUCAUGCAGAGCAAGCUCGCCUCCCCGUCCACCACUGUCAAGGAGGACGUACUCGAUGUGCUGCUCACUUGCUUUGACACGUACCACUCGCAGGAUAUGGUGCCGCAUUACCGGUCGCUCGUGCUUCACAUGAAGAGCGAAGUGAUCAAGCUGUCCUCCUUUGCCGACCGUGCACCGAACGUGUCGUUGACGAGGUGCCUCCUCAUGUGCUGUGAAGUUCUCGGUCGUGUUAGCAAGCAGUGCAAUGUCAAAACUCAGCCGGAGGCGCUGGAUAUCUUUGGGCCCGUGGUGGAGGGUUUUUUGGCCUCACUUACCGCCGACCCGUUCAUCUGCUCUGCCUAUGCAACAAUGGUGGUCCACAUCCUCACCGGAGCGUGGGAUUGCUGCCUCUUUAUCUCCUCAUACCUCUUCUCGAUGCUCGCGAUGUCCAUCGAGGGGACGGAGCGCCCAACCAGCGCGUUUAUUCUACUCGCCGCUCUUGCCAGCGGCAUGCUCGACGGCUUGAAUACGUUUCCGGGCGAAACCCACAGAGAGCAACUCCGCCGUAGCAUCGAGAGAACCACGCCACUGGUUGUGGAGGCAAUGACCGGCUACUCGAAGAGUUGGCGGACCGCUGGGGACGAGACCUGCAGUGACGACUUUGCUCUCAUGUGCGGCUGUGAGUUCCUGGUUUCUGUACUGAAACUCUCUGCCGCUAUAGAGCCUUGGAUGCCGGCAGAGGUGUCGUCCGACGGUGUUGACACCCUUGUGUGGGUGGCACUUCAUAACACUGCUGAGGUCUCCACAAAGGUGUGCAGACUUCUGCGCGAGUACGCUGCCGUGGAUGCGAUGCGGGUGCAGGAAGCACUGGCGCGCCUUCUUUGCAACCCAUUAGCACCACCCGAGAAGGCGCUCGCUAUUGUGUGUGAACUGGCGAGUACCUCGCUGACAGCGCUGCUCCUCGUAUUUGACGAUGGCUUCUUGUCAGCCAAGUACGAGUGGAUGCGAAGAAUGGCAGCGGAGCAGCGGGCGGCAGCCUUGCAAAAGGCACUGCAGCACCUCGGGUGCGCGCUAAAGGAUGACGCCGCUGAUCACAUGAUGACGGCGCUGGGCCGCAAUGACGUGCCGCCUGAGUUCUUUGAGUGCGCAUGUCUUGUGGCUGCUAAUUUGAGCGUCGAUACGUGUGGACAGCUGCUGUCCACAGUGGGAUCUCUCUCCUUACUUGGAAUUGCGGCGGUAGUGAGCAGUCGUACAGAUGUGCACUGCAUGCAGUACAACUGGGCAAUCACGGCGGAACAGUUUGCUGGUCUCAUCGCUGCAGACCACCAAGCGUGGCGCCGAGUAGGGAUGGAGGGUGUUACGGGGAUGCUUAUCAACCAGGUUUUCCCAGAGGACACACCAGCAUUGCUCACUCGCAUGUUGACAAGGGGACACCUCAAUGUGGCAGUUGCCAUUCUGUGGGGCAAAAUGUUAGCAGGCCGCGCCGGUAGUGACGAGGUGGUCUCUUCCUUCCUGUAUGAGCACCUAGGGGCAGCGACCCCUGCCUCGUGUUGCGAGAGCGCAGCGGUGGAGGAGGCCUUCUCGUAUGUACCGUUCUUGGCCGCUCGUACAGCUGAGCGCCCCUCCGUCUUGCAGUUGCUCUUGGGGUGUGACAUGAGCCAUUCGGUGCAGCCUAACCAUGCGUUGUGUUUAGCUCUUCAGUGCCUCGUUGAGAAGGAGACAGAAGUGCGGGUACAAGCGUGUCUCGUAGACCUUCUGGAAGUAGUGCGCAAACUAACCAGCGGUAGCUCAAACAACGAGCAUGCGCUGGCUCGCGCACUGCUGUGCAGCGUUGACACUAAGUGCAGCGACAGCGUUAUUUUGGCUCGCUCUGUGUUAUUCAACGAGUCAAGUGUACGAGCGCUGCUUGAGGGCACCAAAGAUGAGGCGCUUACCGUGCGGUGCCGAAGCUUGCACCUUAUCACGUCUCUCGCCCGUGGCGCCUCGUUGUUGAUGGGGAAUUGCUCACAAGAAGAGAAGACCGAGCUGGCACGCGCGCGUGACCACAUCCUGCUUGCCACGAAGCAGUCUCUGGGCGAUCACAAGCGAAGGGUUCGCCAGGCGUCGGCGGCGUGCCGGCACGAAUGGUUCAAGGUGAAGUAA
Leishmania braziliensis MHOM/BR/75/M2904 is the source of this 2847-nucleotide messenger RNA. RefSeq lists its product as hypothetical. The transcript has a single exon. NCBI's taxonomy places the organism in Eukaryota, Euglenozoa, Kinetoplastea, Trypanosomatida, Trypanosomatidae. Gene Ontology annotation, cellular component: cytosolic [4Fe-4S] assembly targeting complex. The coding region runs from base 1 to 2847 and encodes 948 amino acids. The record is from RefSeq and is a predicted model, not a curated record. Gene Ontology annotation, biological process: iron-sulfur cluster assembly.